This is a messenger RNA of Penicillium atrosanguineum, 1638 nucleotides long. Its product is annotated as putative actin-related protein RO7. The transcript has a single exon. Gene Ontology annotation, biological process: microtubule-based movement. The record is from RefSeq and is a predicted model, not a curated record. Bases 1 to 1638 code for a protein of 545 amino acids. NCBI's taxonomy places the organism in Eukaryota, Fungi, Ascomycota, Eurotiomycetes, Eurotiales, Aspergillaceae.
AUGGCAACUUCCACACCGUCUACUGGUGACAACAAGCGCACAAUGCCUGCAACCUCCAAUCUACGCCACUCCCAGUCAGCGCGGCCAUCAUCCCCUCACACACCUCAGCAGCAACCGCGAUCGGGCAAUGCGUCGUUCGCCAGCUCCACGUCGCCGGGCUCGUCUUUCCGGAACGAAGACGACGCGAUAAUUUUCGAGAUAGGCACCCGUUGGAUUCGGGCGGGAUUUGAGGGCAAUGGCAGUCCAGCUUGUACUGUGGGGUUUGGGCCUGAAGAAAUGCGACGUGUUGGAGACUACCGCGGUUGGAUUCAGGGAGCUUCUGGCGUUGGACCACUACCACGACCUGUCAAUGCGGAAGACUGGGUACGGGAUUACGAGCUGUGGAGGCACGAUCUACGUGACCUUGACCUAGGUCUGGUCGAGGACAAAAUAGAACGCGCUUUGCGCGAAACCUACAACCAGCACCUGUUGACCGACGCAGGCACCUCCCGUCUCGUCCUGGCCCUUCCAUCGCUCAUGCCGCACCCGUUACUAUCCUCUUUGCUUUCUGCGCUGUUCAGUCGCUGGCGCUUUCCGAGUGUUACCCUUCUAUCGAGCGCAACCAUGUCUGCAACCGCGGCGGGCCUGCGGUCUGCCUUGGUCGUAGACAUUGGCUGGGCCGAGACCACCACAACAGCCAUCUACGAGUACCGGGAGGUCACGACAAAGCGGAGUACAAGGGCCACGAAGCUUCUUAUGCAGGAGAUGGGCCGAAUUUUGACUGUUCUGGGCUCCGAUAAAGCCCCAGAGGAAGCAGUUAAAGACGAGAUCUCCGUGGGAUUCACAUAUUGCGAGGAGGUUACGACUCGUUUCGCUUGGUGUAACCCGCAGGUAGAGGCCGGCGGAGCGGUGUCCGGACCAGACCGAACCAUCUCAAUUCCGUCUCCGAACAACCCAGACAAAGACUUUUGUGACAUCCCAUUUGCCCAGCUUUCGGAGCCUGUUGAGAAGGUCAUGUUUGCGCCAGGAGUAACCGAGUGUGAAAUGGACGACGAAGAGAAAUCGAUACCUGUGCUUGUCUACAACACUCUUCUUACUCUGCCUCCUGAUGCCCGCGGUACAUGCAUGUCACGCAUCGUAUUUGUGGGUGGCGGUUCUCGAAUUCCAGGACUACGACAACGGAUUCUCAAUGAAGUGUCAUUGCUGAUUGAUCAGCAUGGCUGGAGCCCAAUUCGAGGCAAAGUCCUGGAGCGUCAACGAGAGCGACUGGAGCGAAUGAAGAUCUCAUCUCAAACCAACGAAGAAGCACAGCCGACCAACAAGAGCUCUGCGCCUUCCCAUGAUGAAGGAGAGAAGCCAGAUCCGUCUCGAGAAGAACCAGAGAUUGAUUUCGUUGAACAGAAACUUCGCCGCCAAAACAAGGACACAUCCGUUCCCGUCCAGGGUGUUCUUCGAGAAGUCGAAUCUCUCGGUGCAUGGGCUGGCGCCAGCUUAGUGACAAGCUUGAAGAUCCGAGGAAUGGUUGAGAUUGAGCGAGAGAAGUUCUUGCAGCACGGGCUGGCUGGGGCGACUCGAGAAUCAGAGCCACCUGUUCCUGAUCGCCGAUCCGGUCUGAGAGCCGGUGACCGAUCCAGCUGGACCCUGGCUGGCUGGGCAUGA